Diprion similis is the source of this 1103-nucleotide messenger RNA. RefSeq names its product arginine kinase (gene Argk1). Lineage: Eukaryota; Metazoa; Arthropoda; Insecta; Hymenoptera; Diprionidae. Gene Ontology annotation, molecular function: creatine kinase activity. The transcript is spliced from 4 exons. The record is from RefSeq and is a predicted model, not a curated record. The coding region runs from base 14 to 1081 and encodes 355 amino acids. Gene Ontology annotation, biological process: phosphocreatine biosynthetic process.
UAAGAAAAACACGAUGGUCGACCAGGCAGUGCUGGACAAACUUGAGACAGGCUACGCCAAAUUGGCGGCGUCGGACAGCAAGUCUUUGCUGAAGAAAUAUCUGACCAAGGAAAUCUUCGACCAGCUCAAGACUAAGAAGACUUCCUUCGGCUCCACUUUGCUCGACGUGAUCCAGUCCGGAUUGGAGAACCAUGACUCCGGCGUUGGUAUCUACGCCCCUGACGCCGAAUCAUACACCGUCUUCGCCGACCUCUUCGACCCCAUCAUCGAGGACUACCAUACCGGGUUCAAGAAGACCGACAAACAUCCACCAAAGAACUUCGGGGACGUUGACACCCUUGGAAACCUUGACCCGACUGGUGAAUUCAUUGUCUCUACUCGCGUGAGGUGCGGACGUUCCCUCGAGGGUUACCCCUUCAACCCUUGCUUGACCGAAGCCCAGUACAAGGAAAUGGAAGACAAGGUUUCCAGCACCCUGUCUGGUCUCGAAGGCGAGCUGAAGGGUACCUUCUACCCACUAACCGGAAUGGCCAAGGACGUCCAGCAGAAGUUGAUCGAUGACCACUUCCUCUUCAAGGAAGGCGACCGUUUCCUCCAGGCCGCAAACGCUUGCCGAUUCUGGCCGACUGGUCGUGGAAUUUACCACAACGACGCCAAGACUUUCCUUGUUUGGUGCAACGAAGAGGACCAUCUUCGCAUUAUUUCCAUGCAGCAGGGAGGUGACCUUGGAGAGGUUUACCGUCGUCUCGUAAAAGCUGUGAAUGACAUCGAGAAGCGCAUCCCCUUCUCCCACCACGAGCGUCUCGGCUUCCUGACCUUCUGCCCCACAAACCUCGGCACCACGGUUCGUGCUUCUGUACACAUCAAGGUGCCAAAGUUGGCCGCCAACAAAGCUAAGCUGGAGGAAGUUGCCAGCAAGUUCAACCUGCAGGUCCGCGGUACUCGUGGCGAACACACUGAAGCCGAGGGUGGAAUCUACGACAUUUCCAACAAGCGACGCAUGGGCUUGACCGAGUACGACGCCGUGAAGGAGAUGCACGACGGAAUCGCCGAGCUUAUCAAGAUCGAGAAGGAGCUCUAAUAACCCGAUCCUUCCGUUAAGA